Vitis riparia (riverbank grape) is the source of this 1846-nucleotide messenger RNA. RefSeq names its product pentatricopeptide repeat-containing protein At2g27800, mitochondrial-like. The record is from RefSeq and is a predicted model, not a curated record. The transcript is spliced from 2 exons. The coding region runs from base 300 to 1628 and encodes 442 amino acids. Gene Ontology annotation, molecular function: protein binding. NCBI's taxonomy places the organism in Eukaryota, Viridiplantae, Streptophyta, Magnoliopsida, Vitales, Vitaceae.
AUGGGCCAGCCAAGCCCGCAACCUGAAACUUCCACUUGCGAAAUCCUCUCUUCCAUACUGUAGAUUCUGCUCGACGACAUCUUUCGUGUCGUUUUGGUCUCUGCAAUACUCGAGGAGAUUCUUAAUGGCCAAACUGAGUGCCACUGAAUUCAUUGUAUUCCGCGUCUGAUUGUGUGGUUUUUGUUUAAGUGAGAUCGUUUGUGUUUCUGCUCCCAUUGAAAUCAUACGGUUCCGCUUUUGUUUUCUUAGCAACCAAACAGAGGGUCAAUGAACUUUGACUGUUUUCAGUGUUUGAGACUAUGAUUUGUGUUCGUAGGGAAUGUUUUAGGAGUCUUUGCUCUAGCAGAAAUUCUAUAAACCAAAUUUUCUCUAGAAACCCAUGUCAAAAUUAUUCUCCAUACUCCAAAAUUUACUCAAAUUAUACACCUUCAGCCUUGGAUUUUCCAUGUUAUUUGCAUCAGAUUAAUAACACAUCGAAUCCUAAAAAACUUUCUACUCAAAUUCAGAUAGGGUCCAAUUCAUACAAAUACACCCACCUUUCAUUCUAUUAUUCUUACUCAAGUGGAGCCUUCAGAUCCUUCAAAAAGAGAGCUCGGAAAAGGUUGAAAGCCAAUGCCAAACCUUGCCUCAAUGAAGCUCAAUUUCACCAAGCUAUAUCAGAGCUCCUUCCAAGAUUCAGUGCAGGAGAAUUAUGUGAGGUUUUGAAUCUUCAAGAAGAUCCUAUAGUGUGUCUAGAGAUAUUCAAUUGGGCAUCACAACAGCCUAGGUUCAGGCAUGAUGUUUCGACUUAUCACAUUAUCAUAAAGAAGCUUGGUACUGCAAAAUUGUACCAAGAAAUGGAUGAUGUGGUGAAUCAACUGCUUUCUGAACCUAAUAUUGGUUCUGAGGCUCUAUACACCACCAUUAUAUAUUUUCUUACAGAAGCUAGGAAGUUGACCCGAGCUGCCAUUAUAUUUAAGCAUAUGAGAAGUUGCAGUAACUUGGAUUGUAGGCCUUCUAUUAGAACAUAUAACCUUCUCUUUGCAGCAUUUCUGAGUAGGAGAAGCGAUUCUUAUAUAAACCACAUGUAUAUGGCAACUAUUAGAUGCCUUUUCAAGCAAAUGGUCAAUGAUGGAAUUGAACCUGAUGUUUUCUCUUUAAAUUCAAUGAUUGAAGGGUAUGUGCUUUCCCUUCAUGUCAAUGAUGCCCUUAGAAUAUUCCAUCAAAUGGGUGUGGUCUAUAACUGUCUGCCCAACUCACAUUCCUAUGAUUACUUGAUCCAUGGGUUAUGUGCCCAAGACCGAACAAACAACGCUAGGAAGUUAUGCAAUGAAAUGAAGGGGAAAGGGUUUGUUCCGAGCAGUAAAUCAUACAACUCACUUGUGAAUGCUCUGGCUCUCUGUGGAGAGGUUGAUGAGGCUGUGAAUUAUCUCUGGGAGAUGACUGAAAAGCAAAGGUCAGCCGAUUUCAUUACAUACCAGACAGUGCUGGAUCAGAUCUGUAGACAAGGAAGGAUGCAAGAUGCCAUGAGUUUGUUAAAGGAAUUGCAAGAGAAAGACCUACUGGAUGGGCAUACCUACCAGAAGCUGCUAUCGUUGCUUGAACAAGAGUUUGGAAAAUUAAACAACCAAAAUCAAUUUAGGCACUGAGAGCCGGGGUCCUCCAAAUGGAAUCGAUGAUGUGUUCUUGUUUUCAUGUGGAGAUAUCUGUACUAUUGUUGAUAUUAUCUAUGAAAAGGGUUCACCUCCAAAUUGAGGAGGGUUGAGUUUGGUUGUUAGUCCUUGCUUAACCUUUUUCAGGAGUUAAAUAAAUUAUGAAUAUAGUGUAUAUUACUUCGAGAAGUUGAAAUCUGAAUUAGUUUUAUGUA